AUGUUCAACGAUUCUUUCUUUGGGGUUUUCAACUUGGAUUCUCACGUGAAAAACGAACGGAUUUUGGUCAAUAAUGAAAAUCAGACUACAAACUCUCAAUCAGUAAACAAAAGUAAUCAAACUAGUGAAAAGGUUUCUAUCGGUGUGCAAGUUGCUGCUGAAAAAUUUAAUUACCUGAAGACGUCUUAUGAUCCAAAUAAGUUGGCAAAGUUUUUGAAUGAAAUUUGGCCGUACUUAAAAUGGGCACUUUCAGAUUCUUUUAGUUAUGGUAGAAAUAUCGUUUAUGAUAAACCGAAACCGGUUACAGAAUUUACGGAUACAUUGGAAUUCAAAAAAAUUAAAUUUAUUGGAUUUCAAGAUGCCUCAGUUUCAAAUGAAAACAAUAAAGAUUGUAUCAUCAGUAGUUUAGCUUGGAAUUCAAGCAGCAUGCUUUUAGCUGUCGGAAUGUCAAAAAGUUCUCACGAGAGCUGGUGUAAUCAUGAAAGCAUCAUAAGUGUUUACAGAACUCAUUCAUCGGAAACAAACAAUAAUCAACCAGAUUAUUUUCUUCAAACACAUUCCUGUGUGAAGCACAUAGUUUUUCAUCCAUUUAUUCCUUCUGUCAUUGCUGCAGGUUUACAAAAUGGAGAAAUUAUUAUAUGGGACAUUAACUAUAAUGAUGAAUCACAAUUGUUUAAGCUUGAAACUCAUGGAAAAAACAUAUUUCACUCUGAUGCUGUGAGGCAUUUAUAUUGGAAAACAGAUAAAGGUGGAGUGAAAUUGGUAACAGCAGGAAGGGAUGGGAAAAUAAUGUUUUGGAAAGUGGUUGUAAUGCAUUUUAGAUUUGCAAUACCUAUACAUUUAGGAGAUUCGAAAAAUGAUGUCGUUUCUGGUUUUUUGGAAGUAAACUCCAUAGAUUUUUGGCCGGAAAAAAAAUCAGACUUCAUAGUUGCUGCUGGUAAUAAUGUUAUUCACUGUUCUUCUGAAUCAGUUGCGAAUGGAAACGUUUCAUCAGAUGAUUAUAAAAAUCCGAAAAUAAUGAAUUAUAAAUCUCAUUUUGGCAUUGCAACUUGCGUCUCUUGUUUUCCCCAAACGGAUUUAUUUGCUUCCAGCGGAAGCGACUGGACAAUUCACAUAACGAGUUGGGGUUUUUCGCCAACCAUUGAAUAUCACCAAGUUAAUAUAGAAAAAUGUAAACUCAUACUGACGACCGCCUCUCAUUUUAAAGAAAAUGUAUUUUCAGUUGCUUUUAAUUUAAAAGGGUACAAAAAAGUUGCAGUCAGCGAUAAAUUGGGAUUUAUGAUAUUAAACAUUGAUAUUAACAAUUAA
This is a messenger RNA of Pediculus humanus corporis (human body louse), 1308 nucleotides long. RefSeq names its product WD-repeat protein, putative. Gene Ontology annotation, cellular component: cytoplasmic dynein complex; ciliary plasm. Gene Ontology annotation, biological process: intraciliary transport. NCBI's taxonomy places the organism in Eukaryota, Metazoa, Arthropoda, Insecta, Psocodea, Pediculidae. Gene Ontology annotation, molecular function: dynein light chain binding; dynein heavy chain binding. The transcript has 7 exons. Bases 1 to 1308 code for a protein of 435 amino acids. The record is from RefSeq and is a predicted model, not a curated record.